UCCCGCGACAUGGCAGCGCGAUCCCGGAGACCCUGGCUGAGCGUGGUGCUGGGGCUGGUGCUGGGUUUCACCGCCGCCUCCUGGCUCAUCGCCCCUAGAGUGGCCGAGCUCAGCGAGAAGAAGCGGCGCGGCGCCAGCCUCUGCUCCUACUACGGCCGCGCGGCGGGGCCGGGGGCGGCCCGGGGCGCGGCGGCGGCGGCGGGCGGGCAGCAGGCGCCACCGGGGGCAGCGGCGGUCCUGGGCGGCACGAGUUUCAGGAGCAGCCCCUGGGAGCUGCCGCCGGCGGCGGCGGAGGGCACGGUCUCCAGCCCCGCUGCCGGCGGGGAAGGGGAGCCAGAGGAGGAGGACGAAGGCGGCGAGAAGCGGAGCGGCCGGCCUGGCGGCAGCCACAACGGGAGCGGGGACUGGGGGGGCGCCCAGGGGUGCACCAAGCCCCGCAACUUUCUCUACGUGGGGGUGAUGACGGCCCAGAAGUACCUGGGCAGUCGGGCGGUGGCGGCGCAGCGGACGUGGGCGCCCUCGGUGCCGGGCCGCGUGGAGUUCUUCUCCAGCCAGGGCUCCGCCGCGCCCCCCGGGAUGCCCCCGCUGCCCGUCGUUGCCCUGCCGGGAGUGGACGACUCUUACCCGCCUCAAAAGAAGUCCUUCAUGAUGAUCAAGUACAUGCACGACCACUACCUGGACAAGUACGAGUGGUUCAUGCGGGCGGACGACGACGUCUACAUAAAAGGUGAAAAAUUGGAGGAGUUUCUUCGCUCACUGAACAGCAGUAAACCUCUCUAUUUGGGGCAGACUGGUCUGGGUAAUAUUGAAGAACUCGGAAAACUCGGACUGGAGCCUGGAGAAAAUUUCUGCAUGGGAGGGCCAGGAAUGAUCUUCAGCCGGGAAGUUCUCCGGAGGAUGGUGCCACAUAUAGGUGAAUGCCUUCGAGAAAUGUACACCACUCAUGAGGAUGUGGAAGUGGGCAGGUGUGUCCGGAGGUUUGGAGGAACUCAGUGCGUUUGGUCCUAUGAGAUGCAGCAAUUGUUCCACGAAAACUAUGAACACAACCGCAAGGGUUACAUUCAAGACCUUCACAACAGCAAGAUCCACACAGCCAUAACACUUCAUCCAAACAAAAGACCUGCCUACCAGUAUAGGCUGCACAAUUACAUACUGAGUCGCAAAAUUUCCGAACUGCGCCAUCGGACCAUCCAGCUCCAUCGAGAAAGCGUCCUGAUGAGCAGGCUCAGUAACACUGAAAUAAAUAAGGAAGAUCAGCAACUGGGAGUGGUGCCGUCUUUCAAUAACUUCCAGCCACGGGAAAGGGAUGAAGUCAUCGAGUGGGAGUUCCUGACAGGAAAGUUUCUUUACUCAAUGGCGGAGAACCAGCCACCCCGGCAGAGCCUGAGCAGCGUCCUGCGGGCUGCACUGGAUGAUACUGUGAUGCAGGUCAUGGAAAUGAUAAAUGAGAACUCCAGAUCCAGAGGAAGACUCAUUGAUUUCAAGGAAAUACAGUAUGGGUACCGCAGGGUAGACCCUCUGCAUGGAGUAGAGUACAUCCUGGAUUUACUGCUUUUGUACAAAAGGCAUAAAGGAAGGAAAGUUACAGUUCCAGUGAGACGCCAUGCUUACCUUCAGCAAUUGUUUAGCAAACCUUUCUUCAAAGAAGCAGAGGAGCUGGAUGUAAAAAGCUUGCUGGAGGACACCAAUGGUGACACUCAAUCUUUCUCUUUCCUUUCAAAUUCUUUAAAGAUUUUUUCCUCGUCAUUCCAAGGCACCAAAGACACUGGGGGACAGAGUGACAAGAAAAUACAUAUUCUUGUCCCUAUCACAGGGAGAUUUGAUACUUUCUCAAGAUUUAUGGUUAAUUUUGAGAAGACUUGUCUGAUUCCCAAGCAGAAUGUAAAGUUGGCAAUAAUUCUCUUCAGUUCUGAUUCGGGCCCAGACUCUAGCAAACACAUAGAGCUAAUGAAAGAAUACAGCAUGAAGUAUCCCAAGGCAGAUAUAACCCUGAUUCCGAUGUCAGGAAAGUUUUCUAGAGGUCUGGCUCUUGAGAUGGCCUCAUCUCACUUUGACAAUGACACUUUGCUGCUGUUCUGUGAUGUUGAUCUAGUAUUCACAUCUGACUUCCUCCAGCGAUGCAGAGAUAACACUAUUCAGGGAGAACAGGUUUACUACCCUAUCAUCUUCAGCCAAUACGAUCCAAAAGUAAUAUAUGGAGGCAACCCUCCAGCUGACAGUAGUUUUGUUUUCACAAAAAGAACUGGAUUUUGGAGGGAGUAUGGAUUUGGAAUUACCUGUAUUUACAAAAGUGACCUACUUACUGCUGGUGGAUUUGAUACCUCGAUUCAAGGCUGGGGACUUGAGGACGUAGAUCUCUUUACUAAAGUGAUAACAUCUGGUUUGAAGGCUUUCAGAAGUCAGGAAGUAGGAGUUGUCCAUAUUUUUCAUCCUGUUCAGUGUGACCCCAACUUAGAUCCGAAACAAUAUAAAAUGUGCUUAGGGUCCAAAGCAAGUACAUUUGCCUCUACCAUGCAGCUCGCUGGACUCUGGCUACAGAAACAUUUGGGUGUCAGGUACAAUUGGACUCUCUUCUGACAACUCAGCCUAUUUGGCCUUUUUAGGGGAGUUUACCUCAUUGCUGUUAUUUGAUUUUGCUGUUGUAGUUUUAAACUCCCUGCCUGUAGUCUUCCAAAGACUGUUGACCUCAAAUGGGCUGACUCUGCUGUUCACUGACGUUUCUUAUACCUAGUGAACUGGUGAGGUGAAUUCCUUCAUAUUUCCUUUAUUUGAAAUUCAGUCUUGUCAUGGAAAUCACACAAGCCCAUGGAGCAUAUUCAUCACAAGGGACUGUAUUAGAAGAAUGUUGUCUUUCAGUUUUUGGAUUCAGUAUCAUCUUUGUUGCAUUUCUCAGAUUUGAUGUGAUACAAAUAUUUACUGGUGAAGGUACCACAAAAGUGCUUUAUGCUUCUUCUGGGGAUGGAACUCUCUAAGAUAAACUUGAGUUUUAUAAUUUAUAUGAGGACUUAUAUGUAUAAACGCUACUUUCCUUCAUCUUUAGAAUUUUUAAAGUAAAUGAAUAACUAUAACUGUACCUUUAUUUUUUAAAAAAAAGAGUAAAGCUGAGGAGCUACUUGCAAAUACAACUGGUACUGGCUACCAAGGUCCUUAAAUGUCUUAUUAUUAAAACAAACUCCUUAUUGUUAUUCAGUCAAAGUGUAAAUGAACUUUGUUUUCACAACAAACAGGAUUUAAUCAAAUGCUCAUCUACACUUUGAAGAUUAUUUGAGCCAACAUCCUUCAUUUGCAGGCAAGAAGAAACUAUGACUCAACAUGGUCAUUUAUUGUAAAGUGCAAGCAUACAGUGUUCUUACUUUGAAACACAUAGGAUAAGUUGUUCGUUCUCUUUUUAGAAUGAGUCUCUAAUACAUCAUUUGCUUUUACAUUCCUUUCAUAAGGCUGCACAUCAGUGUUAAAAGUUAAAGCUCUAGUUUUUGUUUUUCAUUUUCAUGAAUAUUGGUACUCAGUAACAACUUGUUGUUAAAAUUAGAGUAACUGUAGAAUAGUUAUUUAAGUUUCAAAAUUUACUAUUGCUGGUCAAAGUUCCUUGCCAAUAUAUUUAUAUUGUGGAGGUUAUAAGACUGUUUUCAGAUUUAUUUCUCCAAACCACCUGAAGUUGCCAUAUUGUGGAUUCAUGAAGUAAAGUAUUUAAUACCAACAGGAGAAAUGACAAAAUUAAUUUCUGUAUUUUAAAGAAAUGUUUAUAUAGGGAUAUAUAUGUGUCUGUGUGCGUGUGUGUAUAUCCCUAUAUAUAUAGAUAUAUAGAGAGAGUAAUUUCAAUGUUCCACUUUUCAGUUCAGGCAGUGAUUUUCUACAAUCAUUGGGUUUCUUUUGCCAGAUGCUUGGAGCAUUUCAUGCUAUACUGUGGUAAGAGCUUAGAGACAUUCAGGAAACCAUCAGAAUUUAGCUAAACUUAAGUUAUUACAGUGUGUACAUCAAUAAACUCAGUACCCUUGAUUUCAAACUGCAUUUCAAACUGAGCUGGGCAAGAAAAAGUGGUGAGUUUUUAGCUGUAACUGACUGCUUCUGUGUUUCCUUAAAAAAGAAAGCCAACCAAAAACCCCUCCAAACCCCCCAAAAGAACUAAGUGAUUUGAAUUCACUGGCACAUCUGUUUGUGGGAGGAAUCCAGGUUAUCCUCUAAGGUUUGAAGAGGGUAUGUAGGUCAGUUAAUGUCUGUUAUCUGUGGUUCUCUGUUCUGGAAUUACCAUGCAAAGAAAAAGGCAACCUUGACAAGGACUGAGUAACUUCAGAAUUAAAAGACUGGCCAUAGUGUGCUCUAAGAAAGGCCAUUUCCUUGCCCUGGAAAGGCAGGAGGUGAGAACAGAGACUGUAAUUCAUGUUUGUACCAGCCCUCCUCAAGCAGAAUUCCUGGGCUGUUAUUUUCCUGGAGGCUCCUGCCUUCCUAGCCUAGCACUGUUAACUCAAAUGUAUGACAAAAGAAAAAUUCACUUUCAAUUUAUAUUAUAAUUCUUGGAAAUUACUCUUCAAACUGAGUGCAGAAGUCACGCUUUUUUCCUUAAAAAAGCCAAGAAUAAGGAACCUGAUAUAUUUUAAAAAUCUCAAUUAACCAAUGCAACUCAGAUUGUAAAUAUCAAAACCUGAUUGCCUGUUGAUAAAUAUUUGUGAUGAUUUCAUAAACAAGAAAAAACCUAAUGACUUAGAAAGAUAUCUAAGGAAAUCAUUGUCUGCUGGGAUGUAUUCCAGUGUUUAUUCGAAUUACUUAACUUAGUGGCCAGAAAGUAUUUGCUCAGCUCAAAGUAAAAUAGUAGAUUAGAACAAGCAAUGAAACCAAUCAUUCAGUGGGGAUAAAGAUGUAUACAGAGGGCUUGCAGGAUCAGGUCCUACACAAUAUAAGCAAAAUGCUAGCAUUUACCAGUACAAAUAUUUAUUUAGUGUCUUGACUGAUUCAUUUGUUUAUAUGAUGAAUUACUUUGUUAAAAACCUGAUUAUAAAUGUUUAUUAUGAAAUAUUGCGUUUUCUUUUGAAAUAACUAUCCUGAGAUAACUUGAGAACUUGUGUUAGUUUGUCUAAGGAAUAAUAUGCCUUCUAAGGAGAUCACAUUAAAAGAAAAAAAAAAAGCACAAAAGUGUUAGAGUAAUGUUAUGUAUGUAUAGAUUAAGAUGGGAAUAUCUGUGUUAAUCAACUGUUUGCUGUUCUAAUCUGAAUCAUAAUCUUGAUUGUAAAAUGAAAUUUCUAUGUGUAUAAUGUCCCUUUGUAAAUGCGUGACAAGUGAAUUCACAAUAGAACAUAACAAUCGAUUCUUCCCCAAACCUCCUUCCCCUGGGAAUAAUUUUCCUGGCUACGUUGUUGGGAAGUGGGUUGUGAACAGCUCAUACUUUGGCUUUUCAGACACAACCAUUCUUAAAAAAAAAAUAAAAUCUCAGCAUUCACUACUCAGAAACCUCAGAAAUCCCCAAACCACUGCAUCAUGGCAUGUUUUCCCAGUUGCAGUGUUUAAUUUAACAGAGCAUUUGCAUCUCCUGGAUGAAGGAAAAACAUCAUGUUGGGCUCUCUGGGACUUGAUGAGUGUACCCUGCAUCAGGGUACUGGCUCUCAAGCUGAAGAAAGGCAGAAGGCCAGGGGGAGGUGUGAGGCUCAGCCACGGGAGUUGGCACCUUGUGCCCAAGUCACCCCUGUGCUGCCACCUGUGCUGCCCACGGCCUGCCAUGGAACGAUGGGUUGGCAGCUCCAACAAGCACAGAAGAGCUGUGCUUGCUGCCACCCGCUGCUCUUAAGAAGCAAAAGGGCCAUUUUAAUCAGGAAGGAAUGAAAGGAGGGUCUCAAACUGGGGAUUCAUUGAGGGGGGUGGCAGGUUGUCUUGUGCAGAUCAUGUUUCUCACUGUCCCCAGGUAAAAAGACCCUGGUCUGACAUGGCUUCCCUCUGUUUGCACUCCGAGGGCUUUGAAGGAAGGGGCAAAAUCUCAUGGGGCUCAUGGGCCUGCAUCAUGUACUUGGGUCCUACCAUACCAUGGAACAUAUUGGGGGAAAAGGUGCCAGAUGGUGUUCCCAAAGAGCAGUACAGAGAGAGGCACCUUCUGCACUCUGCAAAUGCCAGCUGUGCACAAAACUGCCUUCUGCAGCCUUUGCUCUACGGUGUGCUUGAUAAUAGUUCAAGAUACUUCCCCAAAAUUACUAUAAAGUGACUCCUAGGAGUGUAUUGCACAUUCUCUGUAACUGGGGAGUUGCAAGCAGCAUGAGUUAAAAACCACUUUUUUUUAAUCAGAGGGAAAUAAACAAUUUAAAAGUCUUUUGAUGUCUUAACUAGUCACUACAAUUACUUAAGAUGUAGUUUCCUACAUCAAACGUUUUGCUCCAAAAAAUGAUGCCAGCUUUAGGGCACAAAAAACCCCCCACACGUGUAGUCUAUAUCAUAUUUUCCUGCAACUUGAAAUCAGUUAAAAUUUGUGGGAAAAAACAGGGGUUAGAAAUUGAUGAGUUGCUGACAGAGGAAAAGACUUAGGUUUCUGCUGUAUUUUUAAAAGAUAACCAAAUCAGGAGAAAAAAAAUCUCUGUGUUAGAUACACACAAAAAUUAGCCAUGAUGUUAAGUAGUGAUAAUUGUGGUCCUAAAAUGCAGCAAAAUGAGAUGUUUCCCUAAGUCUAACUAUUUAAAAUUACUGAAUAUCACUGAAUAUCUGUUAUACAUCUGUAAGUACUGUGUAAUCUAUUUUUAAUCAUUAAUUUCUUAGAAUAAUUUAAAUUUUCUUCCAUCAGCAUGUAUUCACUUGAUUAAUAAGAUUACUUGUCAUGA
Molecule: messenger RNA, 6791 nt
Organism: Melospiza melodia melodia
Lineage: Eukaryota; Metazoa; Chordata; Aves; Passeriformes; Passerellidae
Gene: CHSY3
Product: chondroitin sulfate synthase 3
Exons: 3
Coding region: 10-2577 (855 amino acids)
Cellular component (GO): Golgi cisterna membrane
Molecular function (GO): glucuronosyl-N-acetylgalactosaminyl-proteoglycan 4-beta-N-acetylgalactosaminyltransferase activity
Source: RefSeq, a predicted model, not a curated record